CAAAGCUUGAGUCUGUGGGCGUGUUUUCAUCCAGAUAACGGGACUCACUGAGGAGCAGAACUUGACGUCGGCCACUUCUCUGGACCUUUGCUCUCUGAAUAAAACUCUGCUCAGAUGCAUAUCGCAUAAAAUGCGACACGGACAAACGGAGAACUAACAUUAGCAACGGUGACGUCGCAGUUCAAUAGACGGUGAGUUCACUGACGUUUGACAUGGGACGAUAGAGUAGCUGUCUGUGCUCUCAUAAACUUAUUUUUCACCCAAAAAGCAACAUAUCCCUACGUAAUUACCCUGGUUUUUGAAGGUACCACCAUGCAGAACGAGAAGUCGGAACCAAGUGAACCGAAGGCUGCCGCGUGUCCGAGCACAAGCGACUCCGAGAAGAAGGCGCUGAUCCCCGCGGAGACAGAGGCCCCUCAACCCAAAGGGAUAAGUGCUGUUGCGGUUCUCUGGACGUUCGGGAAAUGUCUGGGAGCCCUGCUGCCCGUCUACCUGGCUGGCUACUACCGUAUCAGUACCAGUCUGUUGGUCUGCGGGAUGAUGGUGUACACGGGAUGGAAACAUGCUCGAGAAGCCAAAGAGGCACGACUGAAAUCAGCCAUUCAGCUGCUGGACAACGAGGAGGAGUACACAUCAUCUAAAGUGUCCAAAAUAAAACGAGAUCUCCCUGCAUGGGUCAACUUUCCAGAUGUUGAGAAGGUUGAGUGGCUAAAUAAGGUGCUGCAGCAGGUGUGGCCCUUUGUGGGCCAGUACCUUGAGAAGCUCCUUGUGGAAACCAUUGCUCCAUCUAUCCGAGCCUCAAGCACCCACCUCCAGACACUCAGCUUCACCAAAGUGGACAUGGGAAACAAAGCCAUGAAGGUUGUUGGGAUCAAGGCACACACAGAGAACGAUAAGGGACAAGUCCUGCUAGAUUUGUAUAUAAGUUAUGUAGGAAAUGUAGAGAUAAAUGUUGAAGUGAAGAGAUACUUCUGCAAAGCUGGAGUCAAAGGAAUACAGCUACAUGGGAUGAUGCGGGUGAUCCUGGAGCCUCUGAUUGGAGAUGUGCCCAUAGUGGGUGCAGUCACCAUGUUCUUCAUCCGUCGACCUAAACUUGACAUCAAUUGGACUGGAUUGACUAACUUAUUGGACAUCCCUGGACUGAAUGUCAUGUCUGACAGCAUGAUUAUGGAUGCAGUUGCAUCCUUCUUGGUUCUGCCAAACCGCCUUGUCGUCCCUCUGGUUCCAGGCCUGCAUGUGGCUCAACUACGUGCGCCUUUGCCCAGGGGGGUGGUGCGCAUUCACCUGCUGGAGGCACAGAAUCUAGCAGCCAAAGACAACUAUGUGAAGGGGGUUAUGGCUGGUUUGUCUGACCCCUACGCCAUACUGAGGGUCGGCCCUCAGACCUUCACCUCCAAACACAUCGACAACACAGACUCACCCAAGUGGCAGGAGAUGUAUGAGGUCAUUGUCCAUGAAGUGCCUGGUCAGGAGUUGGAGGUGGAGGUUUAUGACAAAGACCCAGACCAGGAUGAUUUCCUGGGCAGGACCAAACUGGAUUUGGGCAUUGUGAAAAAGUCUGUAGUCGUUGAUGAUUGGUUCACUUUGAAAGACACUACAUCAGGACGAGUUCAUUUCAGACUGGAGUGGUUGACUUUACUGCCAAACACAGAUCGACUUGAGCAGAUCCUGAAGAGGAAUGAGAGCAUCAGCACUAAGGCUGGUGACCCACCUUCUUCUGCCAUCUUGGUCGUGUAUCUAGACAAGGCUGAGGCACUUCCAAUGAAAAAGGGAAAUAAAGAGCCCAAUCCAAUGGUGCAGCUGUCUGUGCAGGACAUCACGAGAGAAAGCAGGACCUGCUACACAACAGUUAAUCCAGAGUGGGAGGAAGCUUUUACCUUCUUCAUUCAGAAUCCACACAAACAGGACAUUGACAUUCAGGUGAAGGAUGCCGAUCGUGUGCAGACACUGGGCAGUCUGACUAUCCCUAUGUCCCGUCUGCUCUCCACUUCUCACCUUUCCCUGGACCAGUGGUUUCAGUUGGAAAACUCUGGGUCAGCCAGUCGCAUCUACAUCAACACAAUUCUCAGGGUCCUGUGGUUAGAUGAGGAACAUAUUCCAUCUGAAGUGUCUUCUAAUCUAGAGGCUGGACUGCAAAAGCAGCUGCCCCAGCAGACAUCUCCACAUCCUAGUUUUGCAACAGAGGGACUGCUCAGGAUUCACCUGUUGGAAGGGCAGAAUCUUGUUCCAAAAGAUAACAUGAUGGGAGGCAUGGUGAAAGGCAAAAGUGAUCCCUAUGUCAAGAUCAACAUCGGGGGUGAAACAUUCACAAGUCACAUUAUCAAGAGUAACCUGAACCCCACAUGGAAUGAGAUGUACGAGGUGAUUCUUACCCAGCUGCCUGGCCAGGAGCUUCAGGUGGAGGUGUUUGAUAAAGACAUGGACAUGAAGGAUGAUUUCAUGGGCAGGCUGAAGAUCAAUCUGAAAGACAUCAUUGAUUCUCAGUACACUGAUCAGUGGUACACUCUCAGUGAUGUGAAGUCAGGCCGCAUUCACCUGGUGCUGGAAUGGGUACCCACAUCCUCAGAGUCAGACAGAGUGGACCAGGUUCUUCAGUUUCAUUCCAGAAAGUCCUUCCAAAACAAGGCAGUUCCCUCAGCAGGCCUGCUGUUCGUCUUUAUUGAGCAAGCAGAUGGCUUACCAGUGAAAAAGAGUGGCAAGGAGCCAAAAGUGGGAGCUGAGAUUUCUCUUGGAGAAAUGUCCCGUAAAACUACUGUGUGUGAUCGUACCACUUCUCCUCGAUGGAAUGAGGCUUUCUGCUUCAUGGUUCAAGACCCCAGGAAAGAUAUGCUUGUAGUCAAGCUCUCACACAGCUGGACUCUGCCCAUUGGUUCCCUGGUAGUUCCCAUCAGAGAGCUGCUCUCUGAACCAGAGCUGGUCCUGGAUCAGUGGUUCCAUCUGGAUGGAGCCUCACCUGAGAGUCAGGUUCUUCUGAGGGCUGAGCUCAAAGUGCUGAUUCCUAGCAAAUGCCAAGCUGCCACUGAUAAGGCCAAGGUUAUUCCAGCCUCAGACCCUCCUCCUCCUCCUCCGCAGAAGCAAGAGGCUGAAACAGUGCUGAGGUCAAGUUCAGUGGAUCCUCCUCCUGUUGAGACUUUAGUCCCCUCACAUGAGGAUGCUGAAGUUAAAGAAACAACAGCUGAUGUGCCUGAGGAAAAGGCUGAAGUUGAAGAAUCGCCCAGCCCUGCCGUAGCUCUACCUCCUCACACUUCACCAGACCUUAGCUUUGCCACGGAGGGCCUGCUGAGGAUCAUCCUGCUAGAGGCUCAGAGUCUGGUUGCCAAAGACACGGUGAUGAUGGUGAAGGGCAAAAGCGACCCUUAUGCAAAAGUCAGUGUUGGAGAGUCAAUGUUUAGGAGUAAUGUCAUCAAGGAGAACCUCAACCCCGUCUGGAAUGAGAUGUAUGAGGUGGUGCUGAGGCCUCAGUCAGGACAGGAGGUGCAGGUAGAACUGUUUGACAAAGACAUGGACAAAGACGACUUCCUGGGCAGGUUGAAAAUCAGUGUGGCAGACAUCAUCCGUUCACAGUACACAGACCAGUGGUACACCCUGAGUGACGUGAAGUCAGGACAAAUUCGCAUCAUACUUGAGUGGGUGCCAACGGUAUCCAACAAUGCAACCCUUGACCACGUGAUGAAUUUGCAGUUGAUGCAGUCUUUCCAGAACAAAGCCAUUUCCUCUGCAGCUCUGCUCUUUGUUUAUGUGGACAGAGCACACUCUCUGCCUUUUAAGAAAAGUGGAAAAGAGCCCAAGGCUGGUGCUGAGCUUGUUCUGGGAAACACAACCUACAAAACCAAGGUAUGUGAUCGCUCAAGAUCACCUCAGUGGAGUGAGUCGUUUCACUUCUUGGUUCGAGAUCCCAUGCAGGAGAUGCUCAUAAUGAAGCUUUCAAGUGCAUGGGACCAGCCAAUGGGAUCUCUUGUAGUCCCUGUGAGAGAGCUGCUCUCUGAACCAGAGCUGGUCCUGGACCAAUGGAUGCCUCUGGAUGGAGCUUUACGAGAAAGUGAGAUCCUCUUGAGGGCUGAACUCAAAGUCCUGAGCUCAAGGAUGACUGAAGCUCCACAGCCUUCUGUGACUGGUUUAAAGAAAGAGGAGACAUCCAUUUCUACUGAAAAGACAUCCAAAGCAGCCAGCGAGGAUAAAAUAAGCUCCAGACAGCCUGCAGAUGAAUCUGUUCCUGUGUCCAGUCAGUUCAAACAAACUGAAGCAGUUGCAGCAGAGGAGGAUGCUCCCCCAGUUAAACCAGCAGCUGUUCACACUGCACCUGAAACAUUACCUACUGCCACAGUGGAGGAACCAGAAAAGAUAGAGGAGCCUCCCUCUCAGAGAGACACUGAUGUCAAACCCUACUUUGAACCACAGAAAACUCAAACAGAGGGAACUGGUUUGGGCAACCUUGCUCAGGCUACAGUGACUGGGCUCCCCACUGACACCGUGGGUCCAGCAGAAGUCACAGAAGUUCCCAAAGCUGCUGAAGUUCUUCCACCACACACCAGCCCCAGCGAGAACUUUGCAAAAGAGGGGCUGCUCAGGAUUCACCUGCUUGAGGCCCAGAAUCUGGUUGCCAAGGACAACUUGAUGGGUGGCAUGGUAAAGGGCAAGAGUGACCCCUAUGUGAAGAUCAACAUUGGGGGUUCUGCAUUCAAGAGUCAUGUUAUCAAGGAGAAUCUCAACCCAACAUGGAACGAGAUGUUCGAGGUGGUUUUGAUGGGAAACAGUGUCCAGGAGAUCAAGUUUGAAGCAUUUGAUAAAGAUUUAGACUCUGAUGACUUCCUCGGCAGAUUCAGUAUCAAACUUAUUGAGGUGAUCCGAUCCAAAUACACAGAUCAGUGGCUCACUCUGAAGGAUGUGAAGUCAGGGAGGCUCCAUGUGAUACUGGAAUGGGUUCCUACAGUGGAGAAUUCAGACAGACUUGACCAGGUACUGCAGCUUCAGACUCUCCAGUCUUAUCAGAACAAAGCUGUCCCCACAGCUGCUCUGCUCUUUGUCCACAUGGACAGAGCUCAUUCACUGCCUUUGAAGAAGAGUGGAAAAGAACCAAAAGCAGGAGCUGAGCUUGUUCUCGGUGAAACAACCUACAAAACUAAUCUGUGUGACCGCAGCACCAGUCCACAGUGGAACGAGUCUUUCUACUUCCUGGUCCAUGAUCCUAAACAUCAGAUGCUUGUAGUAAAACUGUCCAGUGGUUGGGACCAGCCAAUGGGAUCUCUUGUGAUUACUGUCAAGGAGCUGCUUGCGCAGCCACAGCUUGUCCUGGAUCAGUGGUUCAGUCUGGAUGGAGCCUUACCUCAGAGUCAAAUCCUGCUCAGGACUGAGCUUAAGGUUCUUGAAUCCAGAAUGGUGGAUAUGAUCGACACAGGGACUCUGCCCUGUGCUGCCUCAGGCUGUGGGUCUGGAAAUGGGCAGGUGAAGUUGUCUCUGUCAUAUGGCAUGCAGGAGAGAAAGCUCAGUGUCAUCGUCCAUGCCUGCAGAGGUCUGAUGUCUCAAGGUAAGGACGGUGUAGACAGUUAUGUCUCCCUCAUGCUGCUGCCAGACAAAAGCAAGGCCACCAAGAGAAAGACAGGAGUGAAGAAAAGAGACCUCAACCCAGAAUAUAAUGAGAGGUUUGAGUACGAUCUGCCUGUGGAUGAGAUGAGAUUCAGACGCCUCAGUGUAUCAGUGAAGAAUAACUCGGCCUCAUUCAGGAGCCGGGACGUUAUUGGACAGGUGCAGAUCGAGUUGUCCCAGAUGGAUCUGACUUCUGGUGUCACAGAAUGGUUUACUCUCAAAGAUGAAGAUGAAUAAUCAUUUAGCUGUUGUCGUCGUAAAAUGCCGCCGAUGAUGUUAGCUCUCUCUUGGUAUCGUGCCACUGCUGCAGCUCACACAGAUGCCUUCUUCUCUAUAGCUCUGCAUACACUCCCACUGUGGCCGCCUUACUGUCAUCCACCCAAAUCUCUGUGUAUUAGCACACAGUAUGAUACAGAACUCUGUAUUCAAGUAAAUCAAUACUCUCACCAAAGAUACAGUAGAUAAAUUGCAGUAUGUUGAAGUAGCUUAAUGAUAAUGAAGUGCAAAUUUGAAAUGACUGAAGGUCACUUUAUAUGAUGAUAAAAGAGUUUAAAUGUUGGGAACAGGUCAUGAAGAAUUAAGCCACUUUUUGUUGCUUUUUUUUCUUUUUUGCUGCAAUAAUGUUUAAAAUUUUAGCAUAUCUUCUUUGAAGUAAAGUUACACUUUUACUGUGUUUAUGUAUUGAUCAUGACAGCUAAUGCCAUUUCAGUAUUGUGGAUCUGUUUAUUUACAGGCUUACGUCAGAAUUAUUUUACAUUUACUGCACUUUGAUUUGUUUGUUUUUGUGUGAAAAGGUUAACUUUUAUAUUUCUUUUAUAUGCAACAUCUGUUACACCAUGUCACAAUCAAACUGUUUUUUUAUUUGUGUAUAUUUGCAAAAAUUAUGGAUUCAAUCUGAUAUUGUUCUUUGAGAGAUGGUGAGAAAAAUAAACAGAUUUUGCACUGCU
Molecule: messenger RNA, 6530 nt
Organism: Cheilinus undulatus (humphead wrasse)
Lineage: Eukaryota; Metazoa; Chordata; Actinopteri; Labriformes; Labridae
Gene: esyt1b
Product: extended synaptotagmin-like protein 1b
Exons: 52
Coding region: 313-5820 (1835 amino acids)
Biological process (GO): lipid transport
Molecular function (GO): lipid binding
Source: RefSeq, a predicted model, not a curated record